AUGCCAGCGCAAAAGGUUCUCCAACCAAAUCUCGACAUCAUCUUCUCACCAUCUCCAAUCUAUAGCCUGUACACAAUGAUCUGUCAACGCUGUGCCCGUCUUCUAUCGCCAUCAUUCCUCCGUCCCGCGACUCUCCGGCCCCUCUCCACGACCUCCAGAUCUCUCCGCCCCGAAAGCCCACCCGCGGCAACUUCCACCUCUGCCGCGCAGCCAUUUUCCACGCCUUUUACGCCCUCGCCCUCAAAGACGCCUGAUAUACCUUCAUCACCAAGUACGACACCUAAAGCAGCAUCCAAAGUCCCAGCGCAUCCGCCCAGCAGUGUAGCAGCGGGCACGCCAUUGAGGGGAUUGGGAUACAUCAAGGGCCAAGAGGGGCCAGUUGCGAAAGAGGACUCGGAAUAUCCUGAUUGGCUUUGGGAACUCCUUGAGGCUAAGAAGGGCGACAUGACUGAGGAAGGGGUGGUUGGGGAUGCCUUUGCGAAAUCAAAAAAGCAACGCCGCCUCGCCUCUAAAGCCGCUCGCGCUCUGAAGACUGGGUCCCACGGGACCUCGCACACGGUCAAAGUACCGCUCGAAGAACAGUCAAUUGACCUCCCAGCUGGUAUGGGAGAAGCAGAGGGGCGAAAAGCGUUGGAGGCAAGAGAAGGGUUGACGAGCGCGAUGAGGACGGCGCGGAGAAGAAAGAUCAAGGAAAAUAAUUUCUUGAGGGGGAUGAGGUAG
This is a messenger RNA of Letharia columbiana, 720 nucleotides long. RefSeq lists its product as uncharacterized. The coding region runs from base 1 to 720 and encodes 239 amino acids. Gene Ontology annotation, cellular component: mitochondrial large ribosomal subunit. The transcript has 2 exons. The record is from RefSeq and is a predicted model, not a curated record. Gene Ontology annotation, molecular function: structural constituent of ribosome. NCBI's taxonomy places the organism in Eukaryota, Fungi, Ascomycota, Lecanoromycetes, Lecanorales, Parmeliaceae.